AUGUCUUCUACUUCUCCUCACACUCCUCUCUUGAAGCUCGGCUUGAUCGCUCUGGCGACCUCUGUGUCCGCUGGUGCCCCACAUUCACGACCAUGCGCCGGACCUACCAACGCAGGUUUUGAGUCAGGAACCCUCGAAGGUUGGGAGGUUGUCAGCGGAGAUGCUUUUGGGAGCAAAUCUGUUGUCAAUGUCCAGACCUACUGGGACGGCCCUUUCCACCAAGACGAGGACUUCUUCGUCCUGGGCACUGCACAGGCCGGAGAGACUGCCGUCGGGGAGCUCAAGUCCGGCUCUUUCAGGGCCGGCUCCGUCAUGAGCUUCCUCGUUAGUGGCGGGUAUGACCCCGAUCAUCUUUACGUGGGUCUCGUCAGGGAGAGCGAUGGGAAGAUUCUCCUGAAGCAGACCGGAAUCAACGAUGAGGCAUUCCUCCGCAUUACCUGGGACACGAGCGACUGGCGGGGCGAAUCGGUUCACAUUGUCAUCCAUGACAGCAACACCAACGAAAGCUGGGGCCAUAUCAACUUUGACGACCUCCGUGUCGGUGCCCGCGCAAAGAGUGACGGCCCGGGGUUGACAUUCAAUGUCCUGGGCCAACAAGUCAAUCAGCAGUCAGCUGGCGAAGAACCGGCUUGCACGCUCUUUGAAAAAGACCAGCUUCGCCCUCAGUAUCACUACACUCAGUAUACGGGAUGGAUCAAUGACCCAGCUGGCCUCAUUGAGUGGAACGGAAAGCACCACCUGUUCAGCCAGUACAACCCGGAUGGCGUCGUAUGGGGUCCAAUGCACUGGGCGCACGCAGUGAGCACCGAUGCCGUCCAUUGGCGUGAGCUGCCUGUCGCCCUCUACCCAUCAGAGACGGAGAACGAGAAUGAUGAAUCCGGCGCGUUUACCGGCAGCGCAUUCAGUGACAGCAAGGGAAUGCACCUCAUCUACACCAACUUCACGGACACCAACGCUCAUCCUGAUGCCGUGCAAGAGACUGUCAUCAUGGCCAGCAGCACACAUGGAAUCAAUUUUGACCUCUACGGCGGUAACCCUGUUGUUGCCGGUCCACCAAAGGGAGCCCCUGCCUUCUUCCGUGAUCCCAAGACCUUUCACGACCCGACAGACGACACCUUGAAAAUGGUCAUUGGCGCGACAAACAAUGUGGACGGACAAGUGCGGCUGUAUCGUGCUUCCGAUACCUUCUCCUGGUCCGAAGUCGGCCUCGUGUACGAAGGGACGGAUGGCAGCACGGGCGCGAUAUGGGAGUGCCCGAAUCUCCUACCGCUUGGUGACAAGUGGGUUCUCUUCUAUGGCGGGCUUUCCCUUGGGUGGUACGAGGUCGGUUCCUUUGACGGGACGACGUUUACCAGCGAGAAGCGCGGUCUUCUGAACGCCGGCCCCGCGAGCUACGCGAUGCAGUGGUACAAGGACGAAUCCGGUCGCGACCUGGCCAUCACCUGGAUGGGCAACUGGCCGACACCCAAGUGGCCCAGCCGCCCCAACGGCUGGGCUGGGCAGCAGUCCAUUACGCGCGAGCUGUUCUUGCGCGAGGACGGCGGGCUUGGCCACCGCCCCAUUGCCGAGCUGGACAGCCUGGCGAUCGGAAAGACAGAGGACCUUGGGCGCAGGAAGAUCAAGGCCAAGACACACCGCCUUGGAAGCGAGAACGUGGCGAGGCUGAAGCUGACUGUGGACCUUGGCGCAACAACGGCGUCGUCCUUCACGCUGUCAUUGCUCGAGUCCAAGGCCGAGGCUACACUUCUCACCUACAACAUCGAGAACAAGACGCUGACCCUGGACACGACCAAUGCUGGUUACGGUCAACCUGGCAUGUGGGAAGCUGAAAUUGCUCCCGAGGCGGACAACAAGCUCACGUUGGAUAUCUUUCUCGAUCGAUCCAUGCUGGAGAUCUUUGCUGGGGAUGGGACUGUCUUCUCCGCCACUGUAUUCCCCCGCUACCAAGAAUCGACCGGCAUCAGCAUCGCCGCCGAAGACGGAGAGGUCAUUUUGAAAGAUACGUCGCUCACUCCUUUGGGUUCUAGCUGGUGCUAG
Molecule: messenger RNA, 2037 nt
Organism: Emericellopsis cladophorae
Lineage: Eukaryota; Fungi; Ascomycota; Sordariomycetes; Hypocreales; Bionectriaceae
Exons: 1
Coding region: 1-2037 (678 amino acids)
Biological process (GO): carbohydrate metabolic process
Molecular function (GO): hydrolase activity, hydrolyzing O-glycosyl compounds
Source: RefSeq, a predicted model, not a curated record